GUUUCAAUUCGGUAGCGAGACACAUGCGUUGUUUUAGUGUAUAGUUAGUCGGUUGUCGUCCUACUGUUUUUGUGUGUUGUGUGAAUGUUGAACGAUGAAGAAUGACGGGAAUUUUCUUAAUUUUUAAUUUAAAUUUGCACGAAAUUGUGAUGUUCCCGAAUAUGUUACCUAAAUGAACUGUGAUACUUACGAAGACUAAAAACACGUAUACAUAUCAAUUCGAAACGAAUUAGUUGCAGGUGUUAGCUCGCAAUAAACGCUGAAACGCUUAAUUACCAUGGAACAAUAAUAUAUUCUAUCAAAGUGACAAGCAACGCAACACCAGGCAUGGCUCAAAACAGCAAAAAGUAUCAGUAUUUAGCAACGAUAACUGUUAACAUCAUUUCUGUGUGCUAUGGAACAUCAGCGGCAUGGCCAUCAUCCAGUUUUCUGCUGUUACAAUCCGACGAACUAACGCCUCUGAGCAGUGGUGCACUGUCCAAAGCGGAAAUGUCCUGGGUUGCUUCCCUCUUAUGUGUUGGUGGUCUCGUUGGAACCAUUCUCUUUGGCCUGUUAGCCGAUGUUUUUGGUAGAAAAUAUAUUUUGUGUUGCCAAGGAAUUCCUUCAAUUUUGAGCUGGGUUCUUAUUUACUUCGCCGAGAAUGUCAUAUAUUUAUACAUAUCCCGAUUUCUGGCUGGACUAGCUUAUGGCGGUUCAUUUGUUCUAGUGCCACUGUUCGUAUCGGAAAUAUCAGAGAAUAGCAUUAGAGGUGCCUUAGGCUCUUUAUUGAUGGUCACAUCAAACAUCGGAAUACUGUUGAGCUUUGUAGCCGGACACUAUCUCAGCUUUCGUUUAGUACCAGCUGUGUUUGCUGUAUUACCGACAUUGUUUUUACUGUUAACAAUUGUAUUUCCGGAAACUCCACCAUUUCUGAUUAGAUCGGGAAAGGAGGAGGCCGCAGAGUCAUCCUUGCGUUUCUACAGAAAUGUUCAGGAAACUGGGAAACAGACACCUGUCUAUUUUCACGAAGAAUGGGAAAGGCUGAAAAGUCAGAUGGGUGGAGAGUCUGGUCAGCAGAUUGAGAAAAUACCGUUAAUGCUAACAGACUUCACGGCUAAGGUGCCACGAAAGGCUUUCGUCAUUGGAUUCGCAUUGAUUCUGUUGCACGAAUUUUGUGGAUGCUUCACAAUGAUCAACUAUACAGCGACCAUAUUUGCCGAAUCCGGAUCAGACAUAUCACCAAAUCUGUCGGCUAUUAUUUGUGGAGCCAUUCAGCUACUUGGAACAUUAGUGUCAACAAAGCUAGUGGACAGAGCUGGACGAAAGUUCCUAUUAGUUAUCUCAUCGAUUGGUGCCGGCUUAUCGCUCGUCGCACUUGGAACGUACACGUACCUGAAUUCUCUGGGCUACUAUGUACAACCAUUUUCUUGGGUGGCAAUAGCCAGUUUUUCGUCAAUGUUGUUCCUAGCAUCGUGUGGUAUUAUACCGUUGCCUUACGUAAUUCUAUCCGAAAUUAUGCCAGACAAAAUACGAUCUAUUGGCGCAACAGUUUGCUUGUGUUUCGCUUGGAUUAUAGCAUUUGUGAUGAUAAAAUGUUUUCCGCUUGUUGUUAUUUCGUUUGGAAUGCACGGAUGCAUUUUCUUUUUCGCAAUUUGUUGCUUUCUAGGUGCCAUAUUCGUUAUUGUCAUUUUACCCGAAACGAAUGGUAAAAGCUUCGAAGAUAUAUCCAAAAUGUUAGCGAAUUAAAUAAAUUAUUUUCUUAAAAUGAACGAAAAAUUUU
Molecule: messenger RNA, 1759 nt
Organism: Bradysia coprophila
Lineage: Eukaryota; Metazoa; Arthropoda; Insecta; Diptera; Sciaridae
Product: facilitated trehalose transporter Tret1-like
Biological process (GO): transmembrane transport; carbohydrate transport
Cellular component (GO): membrane
Molecular function (GO): sugar transmembrane transporter activity
Source: RefSeq, a predicted model, not a curated record